Molecule: messenger RNA, 2781 nt
Organism: Grus americana (Whooping crane)
Lineage: Eukaryota; Metazoa; Chordata; Aves; Gruiformes; Gruidae
Product: transmembrane protein 14C-like
Exons: 4
Coding region: 84-404 (106 amino acids)
Biological process (GO): regulation of heme biosynthetic process
Cellular component (GO): mitochondrial membrane
Source: RefSeq, a predicted model, not a curated record
UGCCGCGGGGAGGGCGGCCCAAGGUCGGAGCGGGGGGUGGCGGGGCGAGGUUGGGUGCUGACCGCGGCCUGCUCUGCCCGCAGAUGGAGUACGACUGGCUGGGCUUCGGCUACGCGGCGCUGGUGGCGGCGGGCGGCGUUGUCGGUUAUGCCAAGGCAGGCAGCGUCCCUUCUCUAGCGGCUGGUCUUCUCUUCGGUGGUUUAGCAGGACUAGGUGCUUACCAGCAGUCCAAAGAUCCAAAGAAUGUGUGGCUUUCCCUCGUGGCCUCUGGGACUCUGUCUGCUGUUAUGGGAAUGAGAUUUUACAACUCCAGAAAAGCAAUGCCUGGGAUAAUUGCUGGUGCCAGUUUAUUGAUGGUUGGACGGCUUGGAUUGCAGAUCAUGGAAAAGCCUCUUAAGCCGUAAGUCUGCGUCCAGUCACUUGAAGAUACGCAACUGAGAAGCCUGAAAGUGCAACUGCCUAAACGCGCCACACAAAAGCAGAAAAGGUGCUGCUGUCUGUGCAUUGUAUUCUUCAUAUCCUAAUGCAUGUGGGUUGUGUCUUUAAAGGACCGAUGUGGAGAGCCCUUGCUAUGUCUUCCAAAACGGUAUUUGUCUUAACAAACAGGAAAACAUGAGUAUAGCAUUAGUUCAGCUUCUGGUCCUGCAACUUGCUGUGGGCAAAGGCCUCUUGGCAUUUGUGUACGGACAGUUGCAGGAUUGAGCUUAAAUAUACAUCUGGACUUGUCACUCUAAAAUCAUCUAUACCUCUAAAACAAGGGGAAAGGAGUUGCCAAUUUAUCACUAGUAAUUAAUACAACGAACACGCUUAUUACAUUACCUCUCCCUUUCCGCUUCCCUGCCAGUUUAUCCAGCCAGUAUGUUUGUCAGUCAGGGACUCUGUUCUCCCCGCACUGCGCAUUAGAACCUGGUGGUAGCACAAAACAUAAUCAGGGAGCAGGCUGUCAAGGUUCUGCUGCAAUGCAAUGAAUGCAAACCUGUUACUUGCAAUUACUUGUAAGCAAAAGUGCCCAGCUAAAUGUUAUUCAUUUCACUUUUACAGAUUAUUAUUCAUAAAUCAAAAAUAGGCUUUAUUAGAUAAUGCUGAAUUGUAGGCAUAGCUCUUGCAUUUCAUGAGAAUUAAAAUGUUAUUCUAAAUAAACCAACAAAUUAUUAUUACAAACUUUUGCAUUUUACAGAACUAUUUUUUUUUUAAUUGUUCAUCUGGAUUGAUACAUUUUGGUGCCUUUUCCGCAGGGUGUCUGGAUAUAUUUGCAAACAUGAAUUGUAUAAAUAAUCUCUAUUCUAUUCCCUGAAUCUAGUGAUUUGUAAAUCUAAAAAUCCCAUGAACUGGGGGGAGGUGUAGAGAACAAAAGCAUACACACCACAGAUUCAGACAAGUGUUAUAUUGAAGUAUUUUAUUUUUUCUGAGGGGAAUCAUCUGUUUUAGAUUUGAAAAAUGCUGUAUGAAAGUUUAUUUAAAGACUGAAGGGCUCAGUUGAUCAGUCUUUGUCCUCACUUGGUUCCCUUGAUGCCCCAAAUCAUUCUAAAUAUAAACCUGCCAUACAGAAAUAAUCCUGGGAGUUACAUGUGGAUUGUAACGUAUCCCUGUUCUGGUCUCAUUUAACUUACGUCCCUUUCUGCACAGAUCCUGAGCUUCGAUUUCUUCAAUCAUUCUUCUUUGGUGGCUGGUACUGGGAGAGAUGGAAGCAGAGGGAUUGAUCUGUUAGAUUGGUGAGACUCUGGAGCUGCCGAAAGUUCUCUAAAUAUCAGGCUAGUACCUUAGCAGGGGGGUGACAUCUUGUGAUCUUCCUUCCCUCCUUCCUUGUGGCACCAAAGUGACCCGGCACUGCCUGAGCAGGAGGCACAGAGCUAGCCGGGUGGCAGCAGCCAGGCUCUGCCAGCAGCGCUGUGCUGUGAGACUCACAGUGAUGAGGCAGCGCUGACAUCAAGCCAGGAUGCCAAGUCAAGCAGGUUGGGUUCCAGAUCAGCCCGGGCACAGUCACGGCACGGCUCUGGCAAGGGCCAGGGUCUCGGCAGCUCUGUCCUAGGCCACACAAUCUGGGUCAGAGCUGGCCUGAGCAGGGGCAGCGAGGGAAGUGCCUCAUCCCAGGCUGUGGCCCUGCGUUGGUGGGCAGGUAUCUGAAUGUCUUUGCUCUAGCUUGAAAAGGUUAGUAAGCCAGAUAUUUGCAUUUAAGAUACUUCUCUUUAAACUACCGUAUGGGUUAUUUGCCUCUUCAUGUUGCUUUUGAAGCAGUUGUCUUCUGUGGAAGAUGCAAACAUAGAUGCAUCUCCUGGGAUAAACUAAGACCAGCCGUGAUCCAGCAGUUUUCUAAUUAUAUAACGCUGGUCUCAAAUCAGGUAACUUGCAAAUUUGGGCUGCAAUUGUCCUUUAAUAGAAUAAAGACAAUGGAAAGCAGGGAAUCCCACUGAUAAGCCUUUAAACUCUUAGACCAAAGUGUUAAGCGUUGCUGCUGUUUCAUGAGCUUUGGAAAGCAGUAGCUUGAAUUGAGAACUGCUGGUAGAACUUGGUGUUUCCACUUUUCACGUUUAGGAGAAACAGUGGCAAUCCAGACAAAGGGAGGAGAGAAAAGCUUGAGCCUGAUGUACUUUUUAUCCCCUUGGAACUUUACCAGUGUAUAUUGCAUCCUGAGCAUCCAAUGCUCAAGAAAUUAAUUUCUGCACUAACAGUUCCAUAUGUAUUGAUGAAUCGGAGUUUUUUCUUGCUGUUUACAAGAAUAAUUUCUUAACAUUUGUCAUGCUUUGAUUAUGGACAAGUAAAGGCUGUUAUGGUUAUGUCAAA